Messenger RNA from Syngnathus typhle (broad-nosed pipefish), 2005 nucleotides. It is a transcript of the gene prph2la, whose product is annotated as peripherin 2-like a. Gene Ontology annotation, cellular component: membrane. Bases 1 to 1101 code for a protein of 366 amino acids. The record is from RefSeq and is a predicted model, not a curated record. The transcript is spliced from 3 exons. NCBI's taxonomy places the organism in Eukaryota, Metazoa, Chordata, Actinopteri, Syngnathiformes, Syngnathidae. Gene Ontology annotation, biological process: visual perception.
AUGGCUGUUUUGAAAGUGACCUUUACCAAGACCAAGAGGGACAAACUAGCUCAGGUCCUUUGGAUCCUAAAUUGGAUCUCAGUGGUGACAGGCGUGAUCCUCUUCAGCCUGGGCCUCUUCCUAAAGGUGGAGCUCAACAAGCGGUGGGAGCUGAUGGCCGACACGGACAUUCAGUACGUCCCUAACAUGCUCAUAUCUGUCGGCCUCAUUGCCUGUGCCAUUAACUUCCUGGGCGGGAAGAUCUGCUAUGACUGCGUCGACACGGCCAAGUUCCUCCGCUGGAAGCUAAUCAUGCUGCCCUACAUUGUAUGUACCUUCUUCUUCACCUUCUGCGUGCUGGUGGGGGCUCUCAUGUGCUACACCAUGCACUGGGAGCUGGAUGAGUCCCUGAGAGAAGGCCUGAGCAAGGCCAUGAAGUACUACAAGGACACGGACACACCGGGACGAUGCUUCCUGAAGCGUGCCGUGGACAUGCUACAGAUAGAGUUCCAGUGCUGCGGCAACAAGGCUUACACAGACUGGUCCCGAAUCCAAUGGAUCAGCAACCGCUACCUGGACAUGUCUCACAAAGAUGUGGCUGAUCGCCUGAGGAGCAACGUGGAAGGCAAGUACCUGAUGGACGGCGUCCCCUUCAGCUGUUGCAACAUCAACUCCCCGCGGCCGUGCAUCCAGCAGCAGGUUAGCAACAACUCGGCCCACUUCAACUAUGACCACCAAACAGAGCAGCUCAACCUGUGGACCAAAGGGUGUCACCAGGCUCUCUUGGACCACUACAGCGGCAUCGUGCAGUCCAUCGGCCUCACUGUCCUCAUCACUUGGCUCUUUGAGCUGUCAGUGUUGACAGGCGUGCGUUACCUCCAGACAUCCUUAGAGAACAUGUUGAGACUUGGAGACCCCGAGUGCGAUUCGGACGGCUGGCUGCUGGAGAACAGCUUCAUUGAAACAGCUCGAAGUAACCUGAACAUCAUCAAGACCCUCAGUAAAAAUAACCACGUGGAUACCGCCAACAACGGGGACCCCAACAUCAACGUACCCUCCACUUCCAAAGCUCACUAUGGGCCGGACAGCGUGCCUCCAAAGCAAAUACCUGUAACCAGCUGACCAGCAAGUUUUUAAUAGUCUGAGCUGUGGAAGAUACCAUGUUGGCAAGAAAGAUGAGGUGCUCAUAUUUAGCAUCACAUCCGUUCAACGUUUUUUUGGGGUGGACAAUUCAGAUUAUGCGACCAUUUUCCAACACACUGACUCAAUCAAAAGCCUUUUUAAUACAGGGUAAAAACAUUCUGCCUCUGACACUUAAGGGGUUACAGUUCAUUGUGGCUGUGGAUGCUGUGGCCUUGCCUUGCCUUAGAAUUCACUAAACACGCCAUGAAAAGGAACAUUUAUCUGGGUAUGCUCUAAUGUUUGAGUCAUAAAACAUUUUACUGUACCAUGGAGGAUGGUUAUGUACUGCUUAAAGAAACUGUGAUGCCUUUUUUUAAUUUCAUUGUAUCGGUAUCAAGUUUACAUCCACCCAGCAUCCAAUUAAACGGAACUGAACUUUUUAGGGUAUAGAAUGGCUGUAAGGACAAAAGUAAUUAAUUCUAGUGCAAGAACUUGCCUCGACCAACUCAGAAUUCAAACUUGAUUAAUCAACAACCAUGUAACUCUACAAUAAAUCACAUUUGCUUAUGUACUGUACAUAUAUGUUAAAAUAGUAGACAUUGAUUAGAUAGACUUGUGAUUUUAUUACUAUGUUGUGCUAUCAAACAGCACAAACAUUAAACCCCCUUUUUCCAAAGGGGAACAUACAAUAAAUGAGUGUUCCAAUAAACUGAAAUCAUUUUUGUUUGCUCGAAGCAGUGUUAAAAAGUGGCUUUGUUAAUCAGGGGAGGAUUACAUUCAGACAUUAUUGUGUCAACAAUGCAUCAAAUAAUAUUCACAGUGCUUCACUUAUACUUGUGUUACGGACUCAUUCUAAAAUUUAAUCGAUUCAUUUUUUCCUCAUGGAAAGUCAACAGACAAUACU